CGUAUUGAAUCAUUUUAACGAUUUCCUGAGAGCCAGGAAGGGCCAACCUGUAGGGAAAAAGGGAAGCUGGACAUUAAGCAUCUUCUAGGGACUCUUCUAGCUGAUACUAUGAAACGGCGACAAAAGAGGAAACAUCUGGAAAACGAAGAGUCCCAGGAAACUGAGAAGGGAGGAGGAAUCUCAAAGUUGCAAGAGGAUGCCCCUCAGCCUGGAUGCACUGGAGUGGCCAAAGCCUGGAGCCUAGGAGUAGGGGAGUUCUCCUCUACCUCUGAAUACUUCUCCUGCGUUUCUUCUCCACACAAGCUCAUCCAUGCAGGAAUCCGGAGAUUACAUCAAGACAGUCCCCAACCUAGAUCACCCCUAGCUCAGGUUCAGGAACAAGGGGAGACUCUGCCCUGCUCACAUGUCUCCUUGUCAUCCUGUUCAUCCUAUAAGACGUGUGUGUCCUCCCUGUGUAUAAACAAAGAGGGAAGGGGCAUGAAAAUAUACUACAUGCAGGUACAAAUGAAAAAAGGUGUGGCUGUCUCCUGGGAGACAGAGGAAACCUCAGAGUCACUGGAAAAGCAGCCAAGGAUGGAAGAAGUGACCCUUCCUGAGGACAUGCGGGUAGGAACUCCCCCCUCUGAUGUGUCCACAAGAAACCUCCUGUCUGACAGUGAGCCCAGCGGGGAGGAGAAAGAGCACGAGGAGAGGGCAGAGUCAGAUAGCCUGCCAGGGUCACUGGCCGUUGAGGAGAGACCAAGGGCCAGGACACCUGACUGGCUGGUGACCAUGGAGAACGGCUUCAGGUGCAUGGCCUGCUGCCGGGUCUUCGCCACCAUGGAGCUCCUGCAGGAGCACGUGCAGUACGGGAUCAGGGAGGGCUUUAGCUGCCACGUCUUUCACCUCACCAUGGCUCAGCUGACGGGCAACGUGGAAUCCGAGAGCACCCAGGAGGAGGAAGAGGAUGAGGGCGAGGAGGAGGAAGAGAAGCAAGAAGAAAAGGAGAAUGAGGGGGAACAGCCCACAAGGGAAGACCUUGGCCCGUGGAGACCCUGGAGCCAAUGUCCAGGCUGUGUGUUUCACUCUCCAAAGGACAGGAACAACUGAGAUUCAUGGGCCAGAAGAUCCUGGAAAAGAGUGUGGCCUUCUCUUGGGAGAGGGAGAAGAAAGGACCAUGGAG
Molecule: messenger RNA, 1162 nt
Organism: Lemur catta (Ring-tailed lemur)
Lineage: Eukaryota; Metazoa; Chordata; Mammalia; Primates; Lemuridae
Gene: FAM170A
Product: family with sequence similarity 170 member A
Exons: 5
Coding region: 109-1089 (326 amino acids)
Biological process (GO): fertilization
Cellular component (GO): nucleus
Source: RefSeq, a predicted model, not a curated record